Messenger RNA from Mya arenaria, 3186 nucleotides. RefSeq names its product spermatogenesis-associated serine-rich protein 1-like. NCBI's taxonomy places the organism in Eukaryota, Metazoa, Mollusca, Bivalvia, Myida, Myidae. The record is from RefSeq and is a predicted model, not a curated record. The transcript has 8 exons. Bases 163 to 963 code for a protein of 266 amino acids.
GCACCUGCUCGACUGGUGAUCACAUUAGGGUCCAAUAUACACAAAAACUCCGGGUUUAAGAAUAUAAUGCAGUACCAGUCUAUACUUUUUGUUACCAAGCACGCCAAAAAGUAAAAGUAUAGAGAAUUGGGAAGUUUUUUUCACUGAUUUCAGUUGUUAACCAUGUUGCAUAUUACAACAGAAAUCGGAAAGCCUGGAAAAAUUGAACGAGAGCGGCGCCAUUUCCCCCAGAUUGAUAAUCAGCCAGGAGAUUUGCCAUCGUACAAACCACGAGGUCGCAGAUACAUACCACACGGAUAUGGCAUGUAUGAUGAAUGGAGGCCACACCCACAGGGUGUCCAACCACAAUAUACAGAUUCUGGCCCAGACUGGAAAUCCCGACUAAAGUACAUUCCUGAUCCAGAAAACCCUAAGUAUCCUGCAGCAGAAAUCUUUGAAAACAACUGGAAGGCAAUGAGACCCUACCCCUCUAUGUAUGACAUACUACGUGACACGUACAUGAACACGAGCAACGAGUGGUUACUGGAUCCUGGUCUUUCAAGUCGCGGAAUGAGGUGCAAAUUCAAUGGAGAGCAUAUGGCCACCAGGACAUCGGCCGAUGAGAUAACUCAUACCAUGCUGUUUGGCAGGGGGAGAAACUUGGAAGUGAUAGACAAGCGGAACGGUAUCGGGGAGGCUGCCCCAGGGGACAAACCCUACCAUACUCCGGAAUUUUCAUCUCGCUUUCAUAAACUGGGUUCCACAUUACCAGUCAUCGAGUUUGGCCUUAAGAGAAAGCCAGUUAAACGACCAUAUGAGGAAGAGUGUCCCAAACUUUUCAAGAUUUUCUUUGAAGAAAGGGAACCAUUCCGGGUAAAAGCUCGACGGGAAGAGAAGGAGAUUGAGAAGAUGACAGUGAAGGGCCUCGAUGAAUGGCGGCCUGCGACACCCCUAAAACCUGAGAAGGUGGAGGAGAAGAAAUAAUGGCCUCACUCGAUGGCACGGAAAAACUCAUACAGUUGCGAAAUAUAGUUUGAGAGGGGUGGUCACAAUGUACAAUGCACACUGGAGCUGGGAGUAUUGUCAACAUCAAUGUUAAAGACAUCAUAUUUUGGGACAUUUACUCAAGCCAUGUCUUUCCUUGCUGGCCAUCUCUCUAGGUCCUCAAAAUUCUGCCUGUUUGGGAUAGGCUGUUGAAUUAUUUUAAGUCUACUCCCCUACUGUAUAGUAAUUUAAGGAGAAGUGCAUUUGCCACCAAUGCAGCAAACUAAGGAAGAUAACUUGUGCACCAACAUGUUGAGUAUCACUUGUUACCUCCCUUAUAAAAAGAAAAUAUAUACAAUAAUUAUCGGUGGAAGGUGAGGUGGUCGUCAGACCUCAAUGCAUUUUUUUAAAUCAGUAAUUUGUUAAAUUUUAUAAAAUUACCUGAGUGUACCUGUUUAAUAUUACUGAAUUGUGUGUAAUCACCCCUCUCACAACUCACUGUUACUGGUGUUAAAAUUAAUUGUUGUUGUUUGUUUAGAAAAUGUAAUUUAAAGAAUUGUGAUAGUUAUUGUUAUGUGAAUUUAAGAGAACAAAUUUGUUCUACAUUUUAUAUUUCAUUAGCCCCAAAUCUGUGCCUGGCUUUUUACGCCAACCAUUAUUCAUGGCUAGAUAUCAGUAUUACCUUAGUUUUGAGAUUUUAUUUUCAUAUCUCUAGGCCCUGUUUAUCUGUGAUAUGUUUCCUGUUUAUUAUACAAAGGGAUAUUAUACAAUCUUUUAAAAUACUAGUAGUUCAAGUUAGGUUGUAGAAUUCCUGCUGAUGACUUUGAAAUCCUGUAUUUUAUAUUUGCGCCCUCACAUGUCCAGAGGUUGUUUAAGGAAGAAGAAACACUUACAGCUAUUGGAUUGAAAAAUACUGGCCCCAAUAUCACAAAAACACUUCAGUCAAAUCACAAUCUCAGACUCAACUCAUUUUACCACAUAUAAGCAUUGUAUGAUACAAAAUGUUGUAUUUUUUAAAACAUGCUUUUUUAAUAGAAUAAGUUGAUAAAAGAAACUGUCAAUAUUUCAAAGAAUACUUCAUUCUAAAGCAAAAAAUAUUCUUGAAUAAUUGUUAAAAAAUAAUGGAUUGUACUCAAACAAAUUUUAGCUGUAGAAUAUUUUUCCAUCAGAAUCUUCACCAAAGGUUUUUAUCAACAUAAUUAAUGAUAAAAUGCGCCUUUAAAAAGUGUUAGAACAUAUAUGACUUUUGUUAAUAACUUUUGAUGUUAUAAUUGUAAAAAUGAGUUGAGAAUUUUCAUGGUAUUGGGGCCUGGUGCAUCUACACCAGCCAUUUGUAGUGUAAGAUUAUAUGUAUCAGGAUUCAAGACGAAGUAAUAAGUACAAGGCCCAUAUGGUUGGACUUACAUAAAAGUCCUUCACUUUUUGCUACUGACAGAAUGCUUUACAUUAAAACUGGCAAUAUUUUAACAGGAGGAUUUGUCUGAAGUAAGGAUGCAUGGAGGCAUAGUUGUCAAGGAGAUUUCACUAUUUUUCAUCAUGACUUUCAGAUAAAAACGUUUGUGAAUUGUUUAACCGAAAGUAAAGGAUUAUAUAAUAUCUCUUUUUAACUGUUACUUUGUUUCAACCUCUUCCAAGUAUUUACAUGAUGUUUAUUUUCCCCAUGUAUGGGUGUUUUACAUGACCGCAAAGCUUUGUUAUGUAAUUAUACAUUUAACAUAUUUUCAGUCCAUAGUAUAUUUACAUAUGUACUUAACUGUCCUUCUUUCACAUUAACCGCAUUUAUAAAACUGUUGUCGUUACUGUUGUUUUACAUGUAUUGUUGUAAUGUAAUUAUACCGCUACCAUUUAUAUUAAAUAAUUAGCAUUGUUUUAUUGAAAUGAAAUGUUAAGAUAAUAAUCAUGUAAAAGAUGAUUGGUCUGACUUAAAUCUAGCUGGAAAUAAAUGUAUGGAUCUUAAAGAUAGAUUAACCUCAAGUGCAGUUGUUUUAAUCGAGGUAGAUUCCAAGGCAGUUUGACAGUUGCUUUAUAGUUUUGUCAAUGUUAUCUCUCAAUUGCUGACAAGUUUUUAAUCCAUUUCAAGAUCAAAUCUGAAAACAAACUUUAAAACUUUAAACUGUUUGUAUUUUAUUGCAUUGUCAUAAUAUUCAUGUUGAGUUAGGUACAUUAUCAUUAUAAUGAUUGUAUUCCCGUUUAUUUGCUCAGAGAUUAAAUCUUUGAUUUGGC